This is a messenger RNA of Notothenia coriiceps (black rockcod), 1151 nucleotides long. RefSeq names its product coiled-coil domain-containing protein 30-like. NCBI's taxonomy places the organism in Eukaryota, Metazoa, Chordata, Actinopteri, Perciformes, Nototheniidae. The annotation marks the transcript as partial. The transcript is spliced from 9 exons. The record is from RefSeq and is a predicted model, not a curated record.
GUGAUAGUAAUGUCUAAUGUGAUUCUGCACACAUGGGUCUUUCCUCUCAGCAGUGUUCAUCCCAGAGUCCAUGGAAGAAGCUGUUUGGGCUGCGCAGGUCUGGUCAGAGCAAACACAAUAUUACACCUGCCCACAGUGAGCAGGUUUCCCAGGAGCGAAAUGAGCGCCAUCGGCUGGAGCGGGACCUUGAGGAGGCGUCUAGGAGGCUGGCAAUGGCUCAUCAGGACAUCCGCAGACUCACCAAUGAGCUGGAUGCUGCGAAGAACAACAACCUGGACCCAAGUGGUUCUGAGCUCCAGGGAACACUCGAAGAAGUAGAGAACCUGAGGAAGGAAGUGGACAAACUGAAACACUGUGACAUGAUGAAGCUGCAGCGAUCCAAAGAGCAAAAUGACAAACUAGAUGUUGAGAACAGAGCUCUGAGGGAGAGAGUCCACACUUUAGAGUCAGAGAAGAGAAAUCUCUUGGACAAGUCGGCAAUACAUGACACAGACGUAGAUGUUACCAAAGAGGAUGAAAAGAACAGGAGCUUCAGCAGUGAACCACAAAACAAUCUAUCCUGCUCGCCAACCGAAGAAAAAGAUAACAUGCACAAACGGUGUCAUGAGGCGAUGGAAGACAGGCUUGUUCAGAUGAAGGAGCUGAAACGGCAGCUCCAGAGGAUACGCAAGGAACAGGAAGAGCUGGAGGAGAGGAACGAGGAGCUGGAGGCGCUGCUGGGGGAGGCCCAGAAUGCCAGCAAGGGGGAGAGGCACCGGCACGAGGGGGAGCUGGAGGGACUGCACAGGAGGAUCAAAGGGCUGGAGGCAGAGCUGAAGAAGCAGGAUGUCCAAGACAAAAUGUUAAAGAAUGGAGAAGAAGCCACCGAGUCCUUCUUACAGCUGCACCUAAGGGACAGCAGCCUGGAGAGAUUGGCUCUUCUAGAGGCCCGUCUGACGGAGGAGAAGGACUGGAGGAAGCAGCUGGAGGUGGACCUCAGUGCUGCCCAGGCCGCACUCAAAAAAGACAAGGAGGCUUUGCAGAUAGGUGAACGAGAGCUGAAGAAGCUGAGACUGGAGGUGAACAGCCGUCAGACAGAAUGCCAACAAGGAAAAACACUCAUCAAGAGCCUCACACAAGUCAAGGGGGAGAAAGCAGUUCUGGAGGAAAAG